Porites evermanni is the source of this 5950-nucleotide messenger RNA. The record is from the annotation of a GenBank genome assembly. Lineage: Eukaryota; Metazoa; Cnidaria; Anthozoa; Scleractinia; Poritidae.
AUGAACCUCGAGCUCGUAACGACUACUUUUUUUCUUGUAAAUUUUUGUGUGAUAAUUGCCACUGAAACGGCCAAAAAACCUCAUAUCUUGUUGAUACUGGUUGACGAUCUUGGCUGGAGCGAUGUCGGUUUCCACGGGUCGAAAAUUCGCACACCAAAUGUCGACAAGUUGGCGAGCGAUGGUGUCAUACUGGAUAACUAUUACGUACAGCCUUAUUGUUCUCCUACACGAGGCUCUCUUAUGACAGGCCGAUACCCAAUACACACCGGUAAGAUGGACCCAGCAGAGUCAGAUGCAGGGCUGUGCGGUAAAUAGACCUCUUUAGCGUGUAUGUUUUGUUUCCAAUUAAGGUCUCAGGGGAAUUUUGUCCUUUCUCCUUUCAUUAUGUGUACGUGAAUAAAAAGAAAUUGAGGACUGAAAUUUGAAAGGAACAGUUCUUGAGUAUUAUCACAUGGCCUUCGGGAAAACAAAGCCUAGGUGCUAAUGAGGUCUAUUUUGAUAAAUUAUCGAUAAUAAAGUUAAAAGUCAGCACUAGAAAGAUCCGAGGCAUUAAACAAAUGUGCUCUGUUAUUUUCAUUCUUCUGUUGGUCAAAGAGAUGCAAAUGAGUCUGAGGUAUUUUCUGCCAUCCUUGCCAGCACUCAGAGACCAAGUUAUACUCUCCCCACAGUCCCUCUCAUCUUAAUUUACUGGACUGGGAAUAAAGCGAAAGGGCAAAAGUAGGACAAUAAUUAUUGCACUAUGGCGCCAUUUUACUGCAACUACCAGAAUGUUUCAUUUUGUUGUUUUCUUGUGUAAAUUAAGGCUAUUUGUUUAUUAAACCUCUGUGGGAUUGACAAAUUUAAAUAAGAAACCAAAAAUGAAAUGAAUUCUGGUAGUUUUAGUCAAAUGUCGUCAUUGUGAAAAAUAAAUGGCCUAUAGGGCGAAUAGUGCGAAAACUAGUACACAGCAGAAGCAAACUGCAAGACUUUUCUUGAGGCAAAAAUACCAGUAUAUGAUGAUUUGAAGGGGAAGUUUAGUGAAGGGAGAGGGGAGGUCCUAUGGUUAGAUCCAUGUUAUGGCAUAAUGGUACAAUAAUUAUUAUUAUUGCUGUCCAAACAAGGAGUUCAGAUUGGAAAAGAAAACUAAGUACUGUAAAAAUUAUCAGAGAUUAAAAUUCAUAUUUUCUUGCAAGCUGAAUGGUGUCAUUAUAUGAUCAAUUUUCUGCUCUCUUUACAGAACUUUUAGAUAAUUUUAGUGCAGGUAUAUUUUGCUUCAGUGACAAGAAAGCCAGACUGAAAUAUCAACUAGGCAGUUUUUUUAGCCAGCCAUACAGCAUCUAGAGGAGAUAACAACUACUAAUGAACUCAGUAUCAACACGCCUUAAUUCAAAAUUUGCCACGUCACUGACAAUAGACUCAUAAAACUCAGUAAUCCCCAUAUUUACUGGCAAUUUUUUUUUCAAUUGAUACUUACCCUAAAUAGCGAAUAUGGUUAGAAAUAUCUCUCAGGAAUCUGUGGCUUGUUCACUUCUCUCCAAGAUUUUGAUAAUACUUCUUAGCCGAUAAUCUCAUCUUUUUAAUAUCCAGAUAUAUUUCAUCUUCAAGUUAAAGACCGAUAGACCGAUAGGCAGAAUUAGUAAGGAUGAUGAGAUUUUCACAACCAAAGUAUCCCAUCAUAUAUCUUUUGUAGUUAAUUUUUCAUCUCAGGUAAUUAUUGUUUUUCUUUUCUUUUGGGUAUGGUAAUUAAAUGUAUGCUAGUGAAGUUGAAACAAAGGAAAAAUAAAACUUACCUGAGAUAAGAAGUUAACUACAACAUAUCUAAUUGCGGCUGAACCUCCAAAGAUAUGUCUCUUUUUAGUAAAACUAGUGGUCUAUUAUCAAUCUGCAUUCUGAUUGGUUGAGCUACUACUAGGCUAUAUGUUAUAGCCCCUAAAGUAGCGAAAAGCACCGGCUUUGAAAACCUAAACAAUGGUGGCUGAAUCGCGUUUUGCUAGCUAAAGUUGUUUUGUCUUGAUAUUUUUGACCAACUAUAUUUAGUUGGUUGGCCUUCGGGCUCAAGGAAUAAUUGUUAAAUAUCAUACUUUACCCUAUAAUUUCACCUACUUGUCUAUUUUAAUUUUACAGGUCUUCAGCAUAGGGCAGUUCUAUGUUUAACUCCUUUUGGCUUACCUCUACAUUUUUCCACCCUUCCAGAAAAGCUACAAGAAGAAGGUAAGUAGUUUAAAGUACACCAAGAUUGCAUGAGCAUUAGGUUAACGGAGCAUCUCUAUCUUUCGUGUGUUUACUUCAGCAAUCAUCUGCUUCAUAAGUUAAGUUCUUCAGCUUCCCAUCACACCCCGCAUGUCACCUGGGUGAGAUUCAACAGAGAUGAUUUGGAAUAAUUCAAGUCCAAUAUAGAGGAGACAUUGUUUCAUCACAUUGCCAUGGUAUGUCUGGAUCUCAACAAGCCCUGGUCUUGCGGAAAAAAAAAUGGACAGGUAUGACUUACCUAUGCACAAUUAUUGCACUCAGGAACCAAAUGGUAGCCUGUGACUUUUUUCUGUCGUCUGACAGUCCAAAUGACUGUCUCUGUCAAGAAAGAUUGUUGAGUUCCAGAAAUUUUGCUACCAUGGUAACCUGCAGUGGCAGAUCAAGACCUUCAGAUAAAGGGGGGGGGGGAGCAGUCAUCCAGACCCUGAGAUAAGGUGGGGGCUAGACUAAAAAAAAAUUUUUGUCAGUCCUUCGGGCCUCAGUUUGGUCGAAAAAUAAGGGGGGGGGGCCAGCCAGGCCCUUCCCCUGGAUCCACCACUGACCUGAUGUCACACUUCUCCUCCCUAUGGUCUUUGGACAGUAGAGGGAUAAAACUUAAAGCACCUCAAGCAACGUUAAUAAAGCUUGCUAUGACAAAGAUGUCUGCUUCAUUAAUAUACCUUUGUACCUACAGGUUAUAGAACCCAUAUCAUCGGAAAAUGGCAUCUAGGACAUCACACAUCAGCGAGCCUUCCAACAAAUCGAGGCUUUGACUCAUUCUUUGGAUUUUGCAAUUAUGGACGUGAUCACUAUAAUCACACCCACGAUGGCUUCCUGGACUUCUUCAGAGGAGAGGAAGUGACAAGAGAAUAUCAUGGACAGUACUCUACACAUCUAUAUGUAAAGGUAAUACGGUCAAACCCGGCGUUAAUUAACAGACACUGAAGGGGCCAUAGAAAAAAAUAAGAGAAAAUAAAAGAGUUUUCUUUCCCCAGGGACAAAGCAAACUGUCCAUAAUAAUGAGGUGUCCGUAUUAAGCGCUUGUCCCGCCCAUAAAGGGGGGUUUGAUAGACCUAUUCGUCUUACUCAAUGUUGUACCCAAUUCAAACCCUUUGGGAAUAAAACGUUUUGUUUCAGGAAUUUCCAGAUCAUUUAAAUGUGAAUGGCACAUUAUAAUGCAAAUACAAUACACAAAGAAUCUUAUCCCCGGGAGAUUUGAAUUGGGUAGAACACUGAGUUAGCCGAAUAGGUCUAUUGUCAUGGAACAUUUAUUAAAAUGUCGAAAUUGCCUUUUGUACGUAUUUAAAACUGCGAAGAAGGUUCGUGUGGUGACCCUUUGGUGCAAUGUAUUGUUAUUUUUUGUAGCAACCUCUUGAAAAGUGCAAUAAAUGAAAAAAUCUAAAAAAAAAAUCAGUUAGACAUCUGACAUUUGCGUCUCAAAAAGUUGUGAGUCUGUACACUUUACAACAGAUAUGAAAAAGAUGGUAAUAAAUGAUCGAAAUGGUGGGUUUAUAUGCGUUCUUUCUUCAUGAAAUCAGGAAGCCAAUAGAAUUAUCGCAGAACACAAUUCAUCUACGCCGCUGUUUCUUUACAUGGCGUUUGAGAACGUCCACGACCCGAUUCAAGCGCCUGACGAAUAUCUGAGAAAAUACAAGAUUAUUAAAGAUAAAGAAAGAAGAGGCUACGCUGCGAUGAUGGAUGUAGUUGAUGAAGCUAUUGGGAAUAUAACGGCGGCGUUUGAAGAAAAAGGGUAAGGAAAAGUCAUGUCGUUUAUAAUGUGAUUGUUUUUUAAAAGGAAAGAGUUAUUUGAGUUUAGCUGUGGAAUCAGUGAAGCUUUUGCGUUUAAAUGCUUAUGGUUACCACGAAAAAUUUGUGCCACGUGUUCACCACGUGCUCGACGACAUGAUUUUCCCGCCAUUUUUUCAUACCGUUUGUGAUUCGUAAAUUCUUAUUUUUGAAAUUUUUAAUCUUAAGGUUAAUUGAAAAGUUUGUUUUAGUUCAGAAGUCGCAGAUAAAGUCAGAAGAGUGAUUAAAAAAGUAAUAAAUUGACGGUAGAAUUAUUAUUGCCAGAAGACUGGCAAAAUUCUCCGAAAUAAGCACCCGGUCUAAAACGUUUUUAAAUCCUACUGAUUCAUAAAUUGUGUUCAGUCAUUGUGCUGUAUUUUACUUUUCUUCAUUGAGUUUCGUACAGUAUGUGGAAAUUUGAACUGUGCGCAUAUUUUUCACAACGGAUCGCAAAAUGCAAGUUCACAUUGCUGAAGAACAUUUUUUUUGUACAGCCUUCGAGACCUAAUAUAGCGGUUUUUAAUUGACUUUCAAAGACAAUUAAAUUUCUCGCGCCAAUUCUUUUAUAGAGUGCUCGUAAUAAUUUUCGCUCACAACUUUUGACAGACUUAAGCUAACGAUUCUUUCAGGAAAUUCGUACAAAAUGCUAAAAAAAACUUAGCCUCUUUCUAGAUCUGACUUUUCAGUAACGGGGGUGCAUAUGGACUGGGCAAAACUAAGACAAGAUGGUUCUUCAUGAAUUUAUUUUCAAGAUUUCAACUUGUUUAAAAUAUCACUUCUUUGUUGUUGAUCCUCAGGUUAUGGAAUGACACACUUGUGAUAUUCAGUUCGGAUAAUGGAGGAGAUCCUGUCAAUAGAGGCUACAACUACCCCCUGCGUGGAUACAAGAGAACCCUGUGGGAGGGAGGGGUGAGAACGCCUGCUUUUGUUUAUGGAAAGAUGCUUAAACAAAAAGGAGUGAUCGUCAAGGAAUUAAUUCAUGUCACAGAUUGGUACCCAACUCUCGUCCGUUUAACAGGUCAUUGAAACUACUUCAUAAACUAGUUAACGUAACUUUAAGCAAGAUUGAUCAAGCGCACUGAAGCUUCAUUUUAACAUCUUUACACUAACAAAUCCCACGGAACAACUUAUCAUAAGAAGUCGAUCCACACAAAGGGCCAAAGGGCAUUCGGCAGGUAAUUAACUCUUUUCAAGAGUUGGCUAUCGAAUGGAUUUGUAUCAGUCCAGUAGGCAAUUCGUGAGAGGAGCCCCCUUCCCCCCCCACCCCCCUCUCCCCCGCCGGUUCGGGUAGGAGGUGACUCGGCAUUCCCCACUCCAGACGAGAAGUGGGUAGUCGUGCGUACGCGCGCAAGUAUGUCUUGCGAGGAGGCUCGACGAAAAACGCUAGAAUUAAUAACAGGUAUACUCUUUCUCUCCUUUCUCUUUAGGCUGCCGUUCUAACAAUAAAUCACUAUUCGCCACUCCAUCAGUGAUAGGGAGAAUGGACACAAGCUGUCGGCGCGACGAUUUGUGGGAUCUUUGCAUGGACAAGCGCGUUUUAUGAUCGGUUACUAAUGCUUUUCCACCCAUGCUAUCCCAUAAAUCUUCGCACCGAAGGCUUGCGCCCUUUCUCCGUGAAAAUUUAUGGAAUGAAAAUUGGAUAGGCUCAUAUAGGCUAUCUUCAACUAAUUUCUAAGGUGGUACCAUGGACUCUGGUGAUAUUCCAGUAGACGGCUUUGACGUUUGGGACACCAUUGCAAAGGGAGCACCUUCACCCAGAACUGAAAUCCUACUAAAUAUCGAUUUUCGUGAGAAAAGGCCUGGCCUUCUUCUGACCUAUGACACGUGGUACACAGGAGCGGCAAUUCGUGUCGGCGACAUGAAGUUGUUGAUGCAUGUCCCCAAUGCCACUUGGUACCAAACGCCAGAGGAUGGCGGGAUUGCCCCACAGAUGGAAGACAUUUGGGUAACAGCGUGA